UGGUGCAUUUUUUAAUAUUUAUUUUUGUACCUCAAAAUGUAAAAUGAUCGACCAGACGUUACGGCACAGUAGGUGGCAGCAUGUAGAAACUAACGUGUGAACGACACGAUAGCAAAGAAGAGUCUGAAGUUAAACACAUCUGGGAACAACCAAUAGACAGAGAUGAAGUUUGACCAACUGUUUGAAGAAAAAUGAUUUAUAUAUUUGUUUAAAAAUAUAUAGUUUUCACCACCCUUUACUGAAGAAACAACAAGAAAACAGCCACGGUAAGCAACGCUUAUAGCUGAGAAGCGUUUGGAUAAGGCAGAAUAACUUGUUAAUAAUGCCUUGGGUUCUCGAUAGCAACAUCAAAAUGAAAACUGUCAUUAUGUUUUGUAUGAGACUGAAAGGUUUUAGGUUCGUGUCAAUGUAAAAGUAUUUCCCCCCUUCUAAUUUCCUUAAUUUUGUGGCUAGAGUUAAAUACUUUCUGUGGCACACAUCAGAGUCAAAUACUUUCUAUAGAACUAACUUCACGUCAGGAUAAGCAACCGAAAUGAAUAAUGAAUGUAUGUGUGUUAUAUUAAACAUAGAGGAGGGAGUAAAAUGUAGGCAAGCAAUAAACAUUUCAGAACAACUAUGACUGAAUUAUUAUCCUUACUCCUUCAAAAAUACUAGUCGAAUAAGACAUGGGGUAUAUGACACGUUUUGGCAAAGAGAUGUAUUUCUAGACUAAUAGAAAUCAGUAGCGGAUUUAGAUACGGGCGACAUGGGCAGCCACCCAGAGCGGCAUACUGUGCCCCCGUGUGCGGGCGGGCGGGCGGUAUACAAGCAAGAACCGACACAUACACUUGAAACAAAUAGCCAAACCGGAAACUGCAGACAAAAAUGCUUUCUGCUACUAAAAUCAGUGAAAUGUAGGCUGAACUGACAACGCAGGGAAGAGCAGACAUCUCAACUACCAUGCAAGUCGCAGCAAUGUAGAACGCGAAGGGGGGAGAAUCGGUCAGGACGGAGAUGUUCGGAACAACACCUGUUGUCUUGGCUCGUUCAGUGUGACGGUGUGGGCCGGCGGAUUAAAGGACGGCCGUAGGCUCCGACAAACUUCUGUCAGUGUCCAUUUUUUUGUGUGCCUUUAUCAUGUAGUGUGGCUGGUGUUACGAGCCGAUCCCGAGGCCAGCAAGUUAUGACAUGAGUGGACGACGCAGCGCUUUAUUGCUAAUGGUCAGGGACGAGGAGAAGAUGAAGAGUCACCGUUGUGGUAUUGAAGUCGACCGUCAAACAAUGGAGAAGUUUUUUGAGGGGUUUGGUUUCCAGUAUCACAGUGUGCUGGACAAAACAGCUCAGGAAAUGAAGCAGGCAGUAAUAAACUUCAGAAACAGCAUCAACAGUAGCAGCGGAAACAUCAGCUGUGUGUUUGUGGUGACUUCGUCUCACGGACACCGGGAUGUCAUCAUAGGUGCAGAUAAAAAGACGCUGUCAGUAAAAGAUAUAAUCGAACCGUUUGGAGACGAGCUGUGUCCCAAGAUGAAGGGGAAACCUAAGGUCUUCAUCAUAGAUGCCUGCAGGGGGAGUAACCAUGAUCCUGGAGUUCACUUUGAUUCUGCUGCUGAUGAAAAACUAUCAAAGGAAGCCCUGGCCACACAAGAGUACCGGUCCACUCGGGUGCCACCGUGCAUCAAUGACAUGCUGGUUGCAUAUGCAGCCAUGACAGAUUAUGUGGGCAUGAUGAACAGCACUUCUGGUUCACAUAUGAUUAACAACAUUAGUCAAGUGUUUUCCUCACCUGAUGCAGCAGAAGAACAUGUCUACAACUUGUUUGUGAAGGCCAACGCCAAGAUGGUGGCAACACCCGUAGAUGUCACAGUCGAUAAAGGGAAGCCGACUCAAAGAACGGAACGUCGUAAAAUAAUUAUGACAAUGGAAUCCACCCUCAGGAAAACCCUUUACUUGAGAAGUCCAAAUUAAUCUGCUGUUAAAACAAUUGAACAGAAGGGUAGGAAGUAGAUUUAUUUGAGCUUUCUGUUCUCAGCAUUACUUAUACAUGUUAUUUCCUUGCUCUAUUUUUUCAAAGUCAGAAACCAUAAUGUCUACAAGGUCUUCCCACUGUAAUAUCCCUCUAUUCCUCCAUUUUGUUUUUUACAUUUUAAGAAAUUCUUAAACCAGUAGUCAGAUAAAUGUACAGAUUCUUCAGUGGUCACCAACCUUUGAGUCAAAACUGCAAGCCAAGAUCUACCACUCAGAUUUUUAUUUUAACAUGACUUAAAAAAAACCUAAGGUUUAACAUGAACCAAUGAAAGACAGUACUGGAGCAUUGGGGUUUGUGCAGUAGGCAAGGCACAAUACAUUAUCACUGCAUAUUGGCUAUGCUUGGAAUUGCCCUGCCAAUGUUGUUCUUCACAGACCAUUUUGAAAUAUUAUAUGAAACAUGUGUAGGUAUAUAACGACACUGUUAAUAACGACACGUGUUGUAUUACAUGUGAGACACAGCUGAGUGAGCAUAAUCAUUAGUUUUUUGUUUUGUUUUACCGGACUGAUGGCCUAUAAUAUGAUGGUCAGUCUGAGGAGAGGGAGGGAAGAGCGGAGAGGCUGCCUCUCUCCUGACCCACCGUCUCUCUGCUCUCCCUCCCUCCCCUUAGAAAAGGGGACACAGCUGAUGGUCAGUCUGAGGAGAGGGAGGGAAGAGCGGAGAGGCUGCCUCUCUCCUGACCCACCGUCUCUCUGCUCUCCCUCCCUCCCUCCCCGUAGAAAAGGGGACACAGCUGAUGGUCAGUCUGAGGAGAGGGAGGGAAGAGCGGAGAGGCUGCCUCUCUCCUGACCCACCGUCUCUCUGCUCUCCCUCCCUCCCCGUAGAAAAGGGGACACAGCUGAUGGUGAAGCUCAAGAACGCACUGCAUUAUUUCUGCCUCAUGCACCAAUUCAUGUUGUUACUCCUGAGACCAGAGAAAGUGGAAUAUUCCUCCAUAUUAAAAAGACAAGCCUCUAAUAAUAACAAGGCAAGUUUAUGGGAACACUUUCCUAUACUCCUUUAUAGCAGCUGCAGUGCUGGUUGUAGCGUCAGUGGAAGUAGGAAGAAUGUGCAUUUUCUGGCUUAUGAAAGUGUUGACAGUUGUGAAUAACAGCAAACAUGAACUUCCUCAUAAAAACAGCAGCUCUUUGCUGUAUUCAUUGAGUCUGUCUCUAGUCAUGGUUUUAAACGUUGUUAAAUCUCACAGUGUAAACGUUGCUGUGCGUUCCAGGUUUCGGUCUAUAGUCUAUGACUCGAGGAAACUGUGCAGACACAGUGAUUGGUCAGUGGUAGGCCUAUAGGUGCACUUGAUUUUCUCUCUGGGCCUGCCGGGUAGGCGGAGUGUUACCUUCAGACACAUGAAAUGGUUCAAAAUGGGAACACUUUGCCUUCCACGGCGCUAGGGCUGCUGAAUCAAGUGCACCUAAACGCCAACAGCGUGAAACAACAAAUAUAUAAUAUAACGCUUUAUCCACAGAGUUUCUAAACCCAGAGGUGCAACAUCGGGACACUUCCGUGAAAACUUGUGAAACAGACCAGGCCGGGGGGUUUGAGAAGUCGAUGAGAGAAGUGAAAAGUCUUCCUUAGUUGUACAUUUUCUCCUGAUCUAAAGGAACAUUCUAGAUUUGAACCAAUGUCCUCAGUAGUUGAACAUGUUAUUACUAGAAUCUUGUGAAAGUGGCAAACUGAAGCCUUUUAAUUUUCGUCAAAAACAACUUUAUAUCGAAGGAGUGCCUUUGAAUUAACGGUCUGCACAUGCUCAGUUCAGUGCCAGACGGCCAUUAGACCCGAUGACGUGUUCCUCUGCAUGAGCUCAGCUAGCCAACGUCGCCAUUACAUCGCAUACAAGUGCGAUCGUGGAUUUCUAUUGAAGAAGCAGUUUUAGUCUUCAUACUGUACUGUCUCUGCUUUAUCGUUGGGUUUUUUACAGAAAUGUUUGGUGAUGCCUUGGAGAUCAACCAGUUGGUGACCACUGACUUAAACUGUAAAGUUGCAACCAUUUAAUACCUUUUUUUGGGUGAACAUUUUUAUUUGAAUGUUUUUUUCUCGACACUAUAGAGAAAUAAAAACCUUUCACAUGA
Molecule: messenger RNA, 4065 nt
Organism: Salmo salar (Atlantic salmon)
Lineage: Eukaryota; Metazoa; Chordata; Actinopteri; Salmoniformes; Salmonidae
Product: caspase-14
Biological process (GO): proteolysis
Molecular function (GO): cysteine-type endopeptidase activity
Source: RefSeq, a predicted model, not a curated record